Messenger RNA from Mollisia scopiformis, 1925 nucleotides. RefSeq lists its product as uncharacterized. NCBI's taxonomy places the organism in Eukaryota, Fungi, Ascomycota, Leotiomycetes, Helotiales, Mollisiaceae. The transcript has 2 exons. Bases 350 to 1693 code for a protein of 447 amino acids. The record is from RefSeq and is a predicted model, not a curated record.
CCCAUUUCUUCCCGCCACAUUUGAUGCGGAUUGCUAUAACAAGGGGCUUAGAUCCGAUCUGUCAGCCCGUUGGGCCGUCGUGCACCUGCACGUUUCAAUUCACAUCGAUAUUUUCAGAGGUCCCAUGAAGUCGACGUUACAACAAUACCACUUCUGUGAAUGUGUGCCCAAAAGAUCUGUAGCUCCUCAUCUCACAAGUUAGCGGCGUUGCUACGUGUUUACCAACGAUGUGAUUCUCUGAGUCAACUGACAACUUGUGGUACAGGCCAUACCUUGAGUGUGUUGUCGAAUCGGUCGAGUCGUAUCUCAAGAUCUUGCUAUCGCUUUCAAUUGAGGCCAAACCCUCGCAAUGGGUGUACCUACCUCGACAAUGGAAACGGGACUUUUGGAGCAAGGCGAAACUGGCCACAAGGAACCAUCUGAGACUGAUUCUCAUAACCAACCAACAAUGGAGGGCUCUCACACUAUUGACAAGCUUCGCUGGGCCGAUUUGAUGCACGCGCUACAAAGCAUCGAAAUACUACAGACAGCAGCUACCAUGGCACGAAUCGAGGCUCGUCAGAAGACCCGCGAAGCCUCAUUCAAACGACAGGACGUAUGGGUUUGGGACGCCAAAUUCAUGGGGGAGAUCCAAAGACUCAAUGCUCAGGGCAAUCUCAAAGGAUUCGAAGAAUUAUCACGACUUGCUACUCAAUGCCAGACUGCACGCGAUCUUCUAGGCCCGGUUGAGCAAGACAAUAUUGAGGCUGAAUCUUAUUGGCUAGGGCAAGUAUGGAAGCUGAAAGAAGCCGAGAAAGAUUUUUACACCGAAUUCAAAGAUGAGUUCAGGGAUGCCGCCGAAUAUGUCACAACUCAUGGCGGCGAAUCAGUCAGCUCUUACCACCCAUAUUCAGACUCUGACAGUCAGAUUGCCGAUGGCCCAGUGAUGGAAGACGACGAUGCGCAAACGGAAGAUGCCACAGUCCCAUUGACCGAGCUCGACCACGCGGAGGUCGAAGAGCAAAUACCACUUAAUCUUGAGGAUGCAAACGCCCAGGAGUUUGAGAACACUGCUGUUUUAUCUGAUUUGGACUCGGGCUUUGGAGAUAUCGAGUCGAUUCUAAGCACGUCGCCACCUUUUGAUAUCAACAAGUAUGGUCAACCCAGAACGGUUCCGGAAGCGGGACACACUGGUAUCGAAUUAUAUCACGAUUUACUGGUAGACUUCUCAACCAGAAGAGCAAGGAUCAACAAAUGGUUGAAGAAUAUUGUAUUGGAGUCUCGCCUUGAGGGACUUUCAGUAUACUCUAUUCUGCAAGAUCUGCUUGCAGUGGAGAAUCAAGAGGUCCCGUCGAAUUGGGCUCAACUAGUUAUUGCUUGGUGGGAAUUCGAUGAAGCUUCGGCGCCGGUACCAGUUGAAAAGGGGACUGGCAAUACUGCAGCUGAAGAAACAGAUCCUGUCAGAGAUUCAAGCAAAGACCGUGCCAAGAACAAGACAUCAACGAUACCGGACAUCCAGAGUCGUGUAUUAUCAGAUCUACUGUCGGAAUCCCACAUUGAGCCUCCCAAAUCUGAUGGGGACCGAGGUAACAACAGUUUCAAUGGCAAGGGCUUAGCGCCGCCUACCCCAAUUCCACCUUCUCCACCGUUCUCACAUCCCAAUUCUCGCUCAGCCUCGCGUGAUACACGAGAAGCAGAGACCUCAACACUGUGAAUCAUGGAUGGUGUCUGUCUUGGCUUACAAUAAAGGUACUUCUUACUGCUUGUGGAUAUGUUCCUAGAGAACGUGGUAUUUGGAACGACAGUUCAUGUACAAGAUCAAAAGUUUGUAAACUUAAUAGACUGGUAACAUCGCAAUGGAGAGGAAGAUUUUUUUGGGAUUUGGUUCAAAUAGGUACAGCAGUGUAGCGGAGAGGUUGUGGAUGGUCUGCAUUAAUAACACAAAG